AGGCUGAGCUCCAUUGGAUGGAGCAAUGUGCCUUAGCCAGGGCUGCGCUCUCCGGUGUAACAGUCACAGGCGGGAGAGAGGGGCAAGCGCGCUCUGUCCCUGGCUCCCCCGGGCACGGGGCUAGGUGCGCGUGCAGCUCUCUCGGCGCCAGUUUGCGCGCGCUCUCUGUCGCAUAUGCAAAUCCGCGCACCCCCCCAGCCGGAGUUAGGAUGCUGCUGCCGCUGCUGCCGCUUCUUCCUCCUCUGCAAGACCCAGCUCCCGCAGACUUGUUCUCAGGACUGUGAAAUGACCAGUCCUCUUCACCGAGCAGCAGCAGCAGCCUGGGCACCUGACCGCCGCCGCGCAACCUUGAGCAGACCGGGGGGGAGAAAAGGGCUCCUCUCCUCACCUCUCCUCCUGUGCCUGGGUGCGGUGGCAAAGCCGGGGGGGCUGUGAAAGCAGCGCAGACUCGGGGCACGUUGGUGGCAGCCUUUGGGCUCCCCAGACCGGACGAGUGGCAGAAGAAGCAGCCACUUGAAGAAGGGAGAGGCUCUUGAAAAGCUGCUCCCCUCUCCUUCCCUUCCUCCCCCACUCCCCCCUUGCCCAAAGAAAGUGGAGUGCGGGGCUUGCUUUUUCCCGAGGACUGCUGCUGCUGCUGGUGGUUGUUUUCCUCCUUGGCUUGCUCCUCUGACCAGCCAUGGGGAAAGGUCUGGAAAGCACGGCUGCCCGAUGCGGACUGGGACUGGGAUACUUACUGCAAACGUUCGUGUUACCUGCCCUGGCUAUCCUGAGCGCCAGCAGCACGGGCUCCGCAGCGCAAGAUGAUGAUUUUUUUCAUGAACUUCCAGAAACCUUUCCAUCUGAUCCUCCAGAGCCUCUGCCUCAUUUCCUCAUUGAGCCUGAAGAAGCUUACAUCGUAAAAAACAAACCUGUGAACUUGUACUGCAAAGCCAGCCCUGCCACCCAGAUCUAUUUCAAGUGCAACAGUGAAUGGGUUCACCAGAAGGACCAUGUGGUGGAUGAGCGAGUAGAUGAAACUUCUGGUUUGAUUGUUCGGGAAGUGAGCAUUGAGAUUUCCCGUCAGCAGGUGGAAGAACUGUUUGGACCUGAAGAUUACUGGUGCCAGUGUGUCGCUUGGAGCUCUGCCGGCACUACUAAGAGUCGAAAGGCCUAUGUUCGCAUUGCAUAUCUCCGGAAGACUUUUGAACAGGAGCCCCUGGGGAAAGAAGUGUCUUUGGAACAGGAAGUCCUUCUCCAAUGCCGUCCACCUGAAGGCAUCCCAGUAGCUGAGGUGGAGUGGUUGAAAAAUGAAGAGGUGAUUGAUCCCGUUGAAGAUCGGAAUUUUUACAUCACCAUCGAUCACAACCUGAUCAUCAAGCAGGCACGUCUUUCUGACACAGCUAAUUACACCUGUGUCGCCAAAAACAUCGUCGCCAAGAGGAAAAGCACUACUGCCACUGUAAUUGUCUAUGUCAAUGGCGGCUGGUCUACCUGGACUGAAUGGUCAGUGUGUAACGGUCGCUGUGGAAGAGGCUAUCAGAAGCGUACAAGGACCUGCACCAACCCUGCCCCACUCAAUGGUGGUGCCUUCUGUGAGGGCCAAAGUGUCCAAAAAAUAACUUGCACCACUCUGUGUCCAGUGGAUGGUAGAUGGACAGCAUGGAGUAAGUGGUCUACCUGUGGAACAGAGUGUACCCAUUGGCGCAGGAGGGAAUGCACAGCGCCAGCACCGAAGAACGGUGGGAAAGAUUGUGAGGGUCUCGUUCUGCAGUCCAAGAACUGCACAGAUGGGCUGUGUAUGCAGAGUUUCAUUUAUCCUAUUUCAACUGAACAGAGAACCCAGAAUGAAUAUGGAUUUUCUUCUGCUCCUGACUCAGAUGACGUAGCUCUCUACGUUGGCAUUGUGAUAGCUGUAAUCGUGUGCCUGGCUAUUUCAGUGAUUGUGGCACUGUUUGUGUACCGGAAGAACCACCGUGACUUUGAGUCAGAUAUUAUAGACUCCUCAGCACUAAAUGGCGGAUUCCAACCCGUUAACAUCAAGGCUGCAAGACAAGAUCUCCUGGCAGUGCCACCAGACCUCACAUCUGCUGCAGCCAUGUACAGAGGUCCUGUCUACGCCUUGCAUGAUGUCUCUGAUAAAAUCCCAAUGACCAACUCUCCAAUCCUUGAUCCACUGCCCAACCUGAAGAUCAAGGUCUAUAGUACCUCGAGUGCAGUCACUCCCCAGGACGACCUGUCUGACUUCUCAUCCAAGUUAUCCCCACAGGUAACUCAGUCUCUGCUGGAAAACGAGACCCUGAAUGUGAAGAACCAGAGUCUUGCUCGGCAAACAGACCCAUCAUGCACUGCUUUUGGCACCUUCAACUCCCUUGGGGGUCACCUGAUUAUUCCCAGUUCAGGCGUAAGUUUGCUGAUCCCUGCCGGGGCUGUUCCCCCGGGAAGAGUCUAUGAAAUGUAUUUGACAGUUCACAGGAAGGAGAACAUGAGGCCACCAGUGGAAGACAGUCAAACGCUUUUGACCCCCGUGGUGAGCUGCGGGCCUCCAGGAGCUUUGCUGACACGGCCUGUCAUUCUAACUAUGCACCAUUGCGCAGAGCCAAACACAGAGGACUGGAAGAUCCAGCUGAAGAAUCAAGCAGCCCAGGGACAGUGGGAGGAUGUGGUGAUGGUUGGAGAGGAGAACUUCACCACCCCAUGCUACAUCCAGCUAGACCCAGAAUCCUGCCAUAUCCUGACAGAAACACUUAGCACCUACGCCCUGGUGGGACAGUCAACCACCAAAGCAGCAGCAAAACGUCUCAAGCUGGCCAUCUUCGGGCCGCUCUCCUGCUCGUCGCUGGAAUACAGCAUCCGAGUCUACUGCUUGGAUGACACUCAGGAUGCCCUUAAGGAAGUUCUACAGCUGGAGAGGCAGAUGGGAGGACAGUUACUGGAAGAACCAAAGGCUCUGCAUUUUAAGGGAAGCACCCACAACCUCCGUCUGUCCAUACACGACAUUGCCCAUUCGCUCUGGAAGAGCAAAUUGCUGGCUAAAUACCAGGAAAUUCCUUUUUACCACAUCUGGAGUGGGUGUCAGAGAAAUCUACAUUGUACCUUCACCCUGGAAAGGUUCAGCCUGAGCACGCUGGAGCUGGUUUGUAAACUCUGCGUACGGCAGGUCGAAGGAGAAGGACAGAUCUUCCAACUCAACUGUACCGUGUCAGAGGAACCUACUGGCAUUGAUUAUCCUCUCAUGGAUUCAGCAAGUACCAUCACCACCAUAGUGGGACCGAGUGCUUUCAGUAUUCCCCUGCCCAUCAGACAAAAGCUCUGCAGCAGCCUUGAUGCCCCGCAGACCAGGGGCCAUGACUGGAGGAUGCUGGCCCACAAACUGAAAUUGGACAGGUACCUAAAUUAUUUUGCUACAAAAUCAAGUCCUACUGGCGUGAUCCUAGAUCUUUGGGAAGCCCAGAAUUUUCCCGAUGGCAACCUGAGCAUGUUGGCGGCAGUCCUCGAAGAAAUGGGAAGACACGAGACAGUUGUUUCUUUAGCGGCAGAAGGAAAAUAUUGAUGCAACCUCAGAAUGAAAAAGAAGGAAUGGAAAUAAGGGAGUGGUAUUGCCCUAAGAGCUACGAAUAAGAAACAAAAUGACUACCCAGAUCAAUGAGUUUCACAAAAGACAUUUCCGAGAAGAAAAAAUCAGCCCUGACUUUCACGUAUGUUCUCCUUGUACAUUAUGACAGGAUCUAAAAGAAAUCAUACAAAGUUGUACCUUGAAAAUAUAAAUCAACCUAACGUUCCCCUCAGCUUGGCUGUACACUGCUUGGUACAGGAUUUUACAGUUUCCUAGGAAACGCUUUUUAUUGCUAUCCAGAUGUAUGGAUAAACUUUCUUAACAAUCCCAGUUUCUAUGGACAUUGUUUACAUCAAAUACCGGACAGAGGUAAGGAGACUGUCCAGGGCUCUUUAUAUUUUUGUUUAAAGCCAUUCUAGACAAAGCUGUGGACAGUUGGUUGUGGCUAUUUCGGAUGAUCAACUUCCAGUGAAAUUCAGACUUUAGCUACAAAUCCGUGCAUCAACUGUCUCAAAAUAAUCCUCCCAUCAUUGUUCUGUUUCUUAGAUCUGGUUGUAAGACCAGUGUUUUGAAACGUGUGCAUCUGGAAAGCAGAUAAUCUGGGUGCUAAGCAGGAAUGCAUGUCUCUCUCCCCACCUCCCCCAAGGGAAUUCCACGGGUUCUUUGUGAAAAAUAGCUGUAGGAUUGUAGGGAAGAUAGGGAUUCAUUUUCAACUCACAAUAUAACCCGCUCCCUUCUUAAAGAAAGUGUGUGUGCGUGAGAGAGAUGCAAUUUGGAGCGUGGGUUGGGUGGAAGGAAAUAACCCUGCAGAUUCUGCUAUAAUGAUUAUUUACCAAUAAGUAUCUAGUGCAAGGAUUAUUAUUAUUUUAUUUUAAUUUCUAAUUUUGUCAGCAGUAGCAUGUAUCAUUCAAGUGUAGGCAGAACUUGUUCUCUCCCUUCUGGGACUGCGUGGGUUCUUCUAACACACUUCCUUUCAAAUGCCACCCUCCCUCCCCUUCUUCAGCCAUUGUGCUCACCCUCCAAGGCCUCAGUUUGCUGACAAGGCAUGCUCACAUGUUAGCGUACGCUGGACCAGAUCUUCCACUGGUGUAAAUUAAAGUCAAUGAUUUACACCAGCAGAGGAUCUAGUUCAAUGAGUGCCAACUAUCGCACCGUGUGAGCUUCUGCAACGCCCCCUAUUUACUAACGAUUCGAGGAGCAAACAUCUCAUUGUUAUGCUCGAAGCCGGGGCUGCCCCAUGCCAAUGCUGUGAAUACACCCUCCCAAACCAACCACACAUAGCCCUUAAUUUUCAGAAGCACGUGUAGCAACAGUAUGCAGGUACUUCUCGUGAAUUGUGGGUGCUCAGCCCCACUGAAAAUCAGUCCCUUCAAUUUUAAUCAAAGGUGUAUGUUAGUGGAGGACAGUUAUGGAACGGGGAGGCUGCUCCAUUUUAUUCUACGGGCAAAUUCUGCUGUGGGUGAUCCAUAUGGUGGAUCUUUGCUGCUGCUCUGCCUCCAUGCAGGGAAGUGCCACUGGAGACCAUGAGAGUUCCACCCCACAGGACAGUGUGGAAUGAUGGUGUUGAACUGUGCCCUACAGCGGAGCUUUCUCCUCGCUAUUUCCACACCCGCUAAAUGCUCUUCACAGUUGUCUCAGCAGUUACGGCUGGAACUCAUUACUGCUGUUGUAGAACGUACUCAUUUGUUUUCAUCCCAUGUCCCUCUUGGCCAUUUUGUCGUGCGCAAACAGCUGAUGUGGGGAGUUAGGCAAGUAAAGCUAACUGUUGUUUUUCCGGUUGCCAUUUCUUUGCAGACUCAUUUUGCUUUGUGCUUAGUGGGAAGAGUGACUCCUUUGUAUGACGCAGGGCAUAUACUUUCAAUAUUUCGUCCUAACUUUUCCUUUCACUUCCAAUGCUAGGAAAGCAUUCUCACCCAUGCCAUCGAGCCAGACCCUGGUUAUUUUAUUUAUUUAUUUAUAUUCUCACUUUGUAUUCUUCUAUGGGAUUUUUUUUUCUCCUCAGGUUUUAAAGUCUGCAUUUUUAAACGUAACUGUGGAAAUGUCAUUCGUCGAAAUGGAAGGCGAAUUUCGUCUGACCUUUUCCCCAUUUUGACAUUUCCGUAGGCUUUUUAGCUUCAGCUCAGUAUCCCUGACAGUGUAUUUAUUAAACGCAGGACAAUGUUCAUAAAACCAUUCCCUGGGUGGAGAGCAGUUUGCCAGCAACUCACAAGUGGUGAAACCCAGAUAUAGACUCAGAGGCUGGUGUGCACAGGUUCUUACCUUCAGAAUCUGCCUGCGUUUUAGUGUGGAGUACUCUCUCUGAUGCGCUUUCAACUAGAUUAUCCUUUUCAUAUGCUGCUUUAUAAUCCUGUUGUUUUCGGAACUAAUCUAAACCCCAUGGAAGUCUUUCCGUAGACUUGAGUGGGUUUUGGCUCAGUCUCACCAUUUCCUCUAGCUUUCCCCGCCACUCCCCUCUUGUCUCCAAUAUGCGUUCCUAACCUAGCCUCAUCUAUGGCCUUCUGGCUCCUUCAUUUCUCCCUCUUUAGGAAGCAGAGUCCCUGCCUUUCAGCAACAUUUUAACCAUUUUCCCACGCUCUGUUCCUCCUCAGUGGUGUAAGAGUGGUGCUGAAAGAUGUGUCCCAGUUUUCCUCCCUAAGUUACAGCUUUCAGCUCCAAACAGGUACAUCUUUCAUACUCCUCCUGCCGGGCUGCUCUUUCAGGACAGGCUGAUACGCUUUUCUGUCUCUCAGCUCCUGCCUUCCCCUCCUAGGAACAGCUUUUGUGGUAUAAACCUGUGAGAUCCUUUGAACUCGCUACUGUACAUUUUCACUCAGUAAGAAAAUCUGCAGCCUUCUCACCUUAACCAUGAGAGGAAGUUUCUGAUGGGCACAGACUAAGCUGCCUUAAACGUAAGCUUGGUGUUGGAGUGCUAGUUGCUGACGGAGUGUCUGUUCUCUGGUUUAAAAAAAAAAAAUCUACAGCUAGGUGAUUUUUGUAAGCAGUUGUGACAGCAGGUCAACACCAUUCUCCAUGUACUUCCCUUGCUUUGUCGCGAAGGGAUUGGUCAGUAGGAAAAGCUUAGCCAUAAUCUGAGGGGGGUGGAGAGUGAGUGCCUGUCCAAACUAAUAUUGCCACUUGUUGAGAAAGGUGCUCCUGACUCAGAACCGCAGUUGUGCCUAUUCUUCUUCCAGCCCCUCUGCUUGGGUGUCCAGGAAUCCGAAAAGAUCUCAAGUAAUCCAGUGUAGGGACAAAGGUGCUCUUUACUUCCCUUCCCUUGCAGUAGGUUCACAUGGGUGGCAGGGUCUAAUGACACCGUAUAGCCUUUUGGUCUAGCCUAAAUGUUUCUGUUGAAUGGUCCAACAUAAAUUAACGCUCAAGAUUAGCAAUAGGUAACCGGUUGUACUUUGCAAUCGCACCUCCUUGGAUAACUGAUUCGGGAAUCUGGUGCCCCUCUGAGUCCCAUCCAAACCUUUAGCUCUUUCUCGCUUUAACUUCCACAUCAAUUCAAGCUUCCUUUGUUUUGGGGGUUUUCUUCUGACCCCGAAAAAGGCCAAAGUGGUUCAUGGAUGGCAGAUACAUUUGCAGCUCAAAACCCAUCUUUCUAAAUUCCACUUGGAGUGCUUCACAUUCAAUAUGCAUCCGUUCCAUUCCACUGAGGAAAUGGCGGUGGGGUGUGUUUUUGGGGAAGAGAGAUACAUUUUCAAAAUCCCUUGGAUGGGAGAAAAUAGAAGCAGUCCUUACCUCUGAAUGUUUGUACACACUGCCAUCUAGUGCUAAGGACCAUACUCUUUACGGAAUACCGACACCAGCUUAAAACUCAUAAAGAUUACCUUACAUAUUACCGGAGGGAAAUACAUUUUGUGAGCUGGCUGUUUAGAAUGGCAAUUCAGUUGUGCAGACAGCACCAACUCUUAAGAACUUUCAUAACAUUUACAGUGGGUGAAUCAGCUUGUUUAAAAAAUGUCUGCAUGCUUCUUAUCCUCAACAUAUUUACUUUUUAUUUUUACUUUUUUUUCAAGAAGCUUAAUAUUUUCAUUGCCCACCUCAUGUUUUUGAGUUAUUGCAGUUUUGCUGCUCAUUAUGCCACCUCCUCAUUACAUGUUGGUUGCUAAUGAUAUAAAUAAAAUAUAUAUGUUAUAUAUAAAUAUAUGUAUAAAAAAUAUCUACAGACUUUGAAGAAAAUCUUUAAUUUCUGAUUUAAAAUCACUAUUGGAUGGAGUUGUUUUAGUCUCAUUGCUUUGAGUUCUUUUGUGUUGUUUUCCUCGUAAAGGUGGCUGUCAGAGUACUGGAUAAGUCCCGUGUAAGUUUUCCAUGCACACACAGCUGUAUCAUAUUGAACAGUAUGAGACCCGAUGAUGAUGAUUUUUAUGAACCAUGUACGUUCUGAAGCGAUUGAGGUCUCUUCAGACAGGAGUUGAUUUUGUAGGAGAUGGUUGGUGACCAAGACAGAAAUGUAAACAUUCACAGGACAUUUAGUUGUUUGGGAGGCAUAUAGAGCAAAGAUAUUUCUGUUGAUCACCUAUAGAUGUAUUUACACAGAGUAAACCUAUCGUCAUGGAUCGUGUCCUGGUGGGAUUCUUGUCUUGCUACCCAAAAUAGGAUUGGGGUUUUUUUUAACCUCUUAGACUUUGUUGUAUGUUUUAGCAGAGUAGUGACUACAGCACUUAGAUUAAUUUUAUACAAGAUAAUGCGGUUGAGUCUGUUUGAUCCUAAGUUCAGGGCACUUUGUAAACUACCUUAUUGAGCAUUUGAAAAUCUUUUCAGGUAUUUUUCUGAUUGGGUGGCUGGCCCUGAAAUGACUAGUCACCCUCAGAGGUCAGUCAAACUGAGGAUGCAAGUGGUUUAUGAAUGAAAACAGAGCCUUUACACCUUCCCCUGUGAGGGACUCCAACCAGGUAUUCACUUCAGGGUCACCCUUAUUGCUAUUUCUCAUCUCUAUUUUGAGCAUUUAGCUUGCAAAAUUUUGUAAGGCACGUUGCAGUAUUAUGUUCCCAUCAAGGUGGGGAUUUCACAUGAAUGCAAAGUUGAAGGGCAAUAAAGGAUAUUUAUUAUAAGUGCUACAAGCCCUUAGCUAUUAUGGCAGAUAAGGGUGGUUGAAUAAGCGAUUCCUACUUCCUCACAGCCUAGCUGCUGCUUUGGAAAGGACUCUACAGUGAAGUUACAAUCCCUUGUCUGCACGCUCCAUUUCAUUCCAAUGGAAAAAAAGUGAAAGCGAUGUCCCAAAAUUCAGCGUUUAGCAUCACUGCAAGCUCAGGUAAGCAGAGCUGUGGCAGGAGGGAGGUAAUGGUUUCAGUACUAAGAGCGUUGGUAACUGCCAAGAUAAUGCAUGGAGAUGGGCCCUCACUAAACCCCCAGAACUGAACACUCUGUCUGGUGGCGUGAGCUCAUCUCUGGCUACAAACUCAUUCACUUACCCCCCAUUUAAGCUUGGUAUGUCUCAAAGUCCCUCUUCAAGCAAUGCCUAUACAAAAAAUAUAAAUAAUUUCACUCAUCUCUAUAGGUGAAAGGGGUAUUUAGCAUUUCUUAUGAUGUCAGUGAAAGUGUACAUUACAUUAGUGGGUUAGUUUUUGCUACUGUUUACAGAGAAAUUAAUUGCUAUGUGUGUAUUGUACUCUGGAUUUGACCUUCUCAUUGCAGGAGACUCAAUAGUUCUAGCACCAAGCUAACUGCUGGGUUUUCUUUUAAGAACCCAGAUGUCACAUCAUUCAAAGCAGGAUAUUGAUUUCUGGAUGAAAAUUUUGAUUUCUGGUGGCAUCCAGGGGCAGAACAAGGCUUAGCGGAGAACAGCUAGCUUUGUUUGCCAGAGCUUAGGUGGCCAUUUCCACCGAUCUACAGGAAUGUGUAAACCAAGGAUCCUAAAAAGAAAUAAGCCUGCAAAAUAAACAAGACUAUAAAGAGCGAACUACAUGGUAGGCUCUCAUUCUCCAACCCCUGCAUCAACCACCAACCCCUCCAGAGCAGGACAUAAAACACGAUCAGUAUUGAGCAUUUGUUCUCCCCAGCUGUAGUACAGGAUGUACAUGUUUGACUUCAUUUAGUAAAAUGCCCUCUUUCCGUUUAAUACUGAAUAGUGACACGCAGCUCACCCAGUCAAUACCUUUUUAAAACACAGAGGUCUCUAACAAAGGAAAAUCUUGCAUGGCCUAUGCUUUGAAGGUAUGUCACAGUUCCACUACAGACACGUUACUUAAGGUUGUGGAAAUUUGGUUUUUUUGCGUGAUGUUUCGAUACCAAGAUGUAUUUUGUUUGGUUUUCAUUUUCCUGUUGCUGUAUCUUCUAUGCAAUUCCUUUUCUAAAGAAUUACUAACAGAGAAGUGCUAGCCAUUGCAUUAUUUGUAUUGCUGUACAGUGGAGGUGUGGUUUACUAGUUCUGAGUGUGCCUCUUCUCCCUUUUUUCUCCUUCCCUCUGUUUGUAAAUGCCUGCAUUUAUUUUGUCAGCCUGACAUGUACAAAGUGUAAGAAAGAAUUUUUAAACAGGUAAUAAAUUAUAUUUAUAAGCAACUAGAAAAAACAA
Messenger RNA from Caretta caretta (loggerhead turtle), 10025 nucleotides. RefSeq names its product unc-5 netrin receptor C (gene UNC5C). NCBI's taxonomy places the organism in Eukaryota, Metazoa, Chordata, Testudines, Cheloniidae. Gene Ontology annotation, biological process: axon guidance; netrin-activated signaling pathway. Gene Ontology annotation, cellular component: membrane. The record is from RefSeq and is a predicted model, not a curated record. Gene Ontology annotation, molecular function: netrin receptor activity; protein binding.